Triticum urartu is the source of this 2586-nucleotide messenger RNA. NCBI's taxonomy places the organism in Eukaryota, Viridiplantae, Streptophyta, Magnoliopsida, Poales, Poaceae. The record is from RefSeq and is a predicted model, not a curated record.
AUUUGUAUCUCCAGUUGCGACUCCGAACUUGAGUGAAAUUCAUCCUGUGAUAUCGGGAAUUAGGAGAAGUGAUUGCUGCGUGGAAUCAGGUUCAUAAUAUACGAGCCCGUCUUCAUCAACCGGCAGUGCUUCUCAAAAUUACUAGUCAUUCACCGACCGGCCUUCACAGAGGAUUAUUUAUUGGGUAUGGCUGGAAUUUGGAUGGACAAGGCGAUAGAGGACCGAAUGAAUCUAUGGCUGACCCGGGUCUUGGUCAUUGUGAGCUUCACGGCGCAUCUUACCCUGGCCCUACUAGCCGGGAUCCGCCGGCGUAGGCACUCCGGCGUGUGGAGGUCUCUGGUGUGGUUGGCGUAUUACGUGACCGAGAUAGGCACACCAAUCGCCCUUACCAAGGUGUUCAUCGACACCGCAUCUGUGGAUACCGAGCAGGAGCUCAAGGCGUUGGUCGCAUACAGAGAGCAGCAGAUGUUUGCGUUCUGGGCGCCGUUUCUGCUGCUCCACCUUGGUCGCCCGGACAACAUCACCAGCUACGCCUUGGAGAACAAGGGGCUGUCGCCGACCCAGAAGGCCGUUCUCAUCCUUGCAAUCGCAGGAGCCAUCUGUGGCUCAUACAAGCAAAGAUUUAUGCGCGGGGAUGGGGCUCUGCGCGCCGCAUUCUUCAUCAUGCUCUUCUUGGGUUCCUAUAAGUAUGUGGAGAGGGCAGUUGCGCUACGGCGAGCUUCCUUCGACAGCAUUCGCCGCUCAAACCGGAGGAAGAUGUUGAAGCAGUUCAGUUCUAAGGGCAAAGCCCGAAAGCAGGAUAAUGAUAACGCCCUGCUUGAUGCUCACGGCCUUCUGGGCGUCACCAUGGGCGCCUUCGCUGACUAUCAAGUCGACUGCAGGAGGUAUGUCCCAUCUUAUUCUGGUUGUAAGGAUGUGAGCAAGGUGGUUGAGAUGGAGGUGUCACUCAUGUACGACGUGUUAUACACUAAGGCAAGCGUGAUCCACACAUGGGGUGGCUACAUCAUCCGUCUGGUCUCGCCGCCCGCCACUGCCACGGCGCUCUAUCUCUUCCACAGUAAAGACGGCCAGGCGAUGGAGAGUGCAGAUCGGACGAUCACAUACACCUUGCUUGCUGGUACCUUGUUGUUGGAUGUGAGAUGGCUGCUCAGAGCACUAGGGUCCACCUGGACCUAUGCAUUCUUGCUUGAUAGUACAGAUCAGGAGGAUGGAAGCAAACAAGGGCUGCUUCUGGGUCGCCUCCGCUGGAACCUCCUGGCCAGUUUGCUGUGGCUGGGCCGCCUCAAGAAGGCAGGUCAUCGUCGGUCUGUAAGGCAUUCAUGGUAUUGGCUCCGUCGCCUCCUGGUCUCUCUGGAUCCGUCCCGGCUCCCACUGAGAAGCGGCCCAAGUGGCCACAGGUUGUUGCCGGGCUCGGCAGUCGGACAGCACAACUUGUUGCAAGAGUGCAGUGCUCAGGGUGGACUGGAGAAGAUGAUCUCUUAUUUUUGCGCUGGACAGGGGAAGAAGAAGAUUGAUGUCAAGGAUGUCUUGUUGGAAGUUAUGUGUACAUAUCUGGUGCUGGAAUUGGAGACAAUGGCUUGGAUGCGUCCCACGGGGGAAGUUGAUGAUUAUAUGAGGACUAAUAGCAAGAAAUUAAAUUUCCAGAAGAACAUCAUCGCGCUGCACGUCGCCACGGACAUUUUCCUCUUGUGCAGGACAAAGUCCCAAAGGAGAGAAAGUAGAGCAUCAGCCAAAGACGAGAAGAAGAUCCGAGCGUUGUCAAAUUACAUGAUGUUCCUCCUCGCGCAACGCCAGCACAUGGUAUUGCCACCGGGUGACGAGGCCGGCGACUACAAAAAGGCCUGCCUCGAUUUGAAGGAAAUAUGGCGUGAAAGAGGAGGAGCCAGCGGUUCUCUAACAACCCCAAGAGAGACCGAGCUUGCCAACAUCCUUCUGAAGAUGAAUGCAACCGAGGGCAGUAGGUACAACACUGAGGGCAGUAGGUACAACACCUACGGCGAAUCAAGUCUCCUUUCCGAGAGAAACGAAACUCUUGCGCUUGGUGCUGGCUGGGCCUUGAAGCUGUUACAUCAGCUGGACCCGGCAGCAGAUUAUGGACGGCAUCAGACGCGGGUCCAAGACAUUCACAAACUUGAAGACUUUAUUCCGGCAUUCACUGAUGAGACACAAACCGUAAUUGAACGGUACAGGGACCGCGGGGAACGAUGGGAACUCCUCGAUUAUAUGUUGCAGCUCAUUCUCGUUUCAUGGGUACGUCUUCUCAGCUUCACGUCCGGCCAAUGCAGCAGGGAUUCCCAUGCCAAGCAGCUCAGCCGCGGCGGUGAGCUCUUAACCAUCGUCUGGAUGAUGAGUCGACACAAGAAUAUAUAUAUUCCAAGCCAAUAAAAUGACCAGCAUCGUAUAUCCUCUCUGCUCACUAUUAAAUUUUUCGGCAGUAUUAUUAUUGUCCUGGUGUAGAAGUAGGACUCCUGCAGAUAUAUCCGAAUCUGCUAAUGUAGUUGUCACUUGUCAGGCCUAUUCUAAAUUGAAAUUUCCGUUAUCUAUUAUCCCUCUUAUUACUGGAAUCGCACCGUGAGCUUAUGUCUU